Molecule: messenger RNA, 1056 nt
Organism: Medicago truncatula (barrel medic)
Lineage: Eukaryota; Viridiplantae; Streptophyta; Magnoliopsida; Fabales; Fabaceae
Product: 7-dehydrocholesterol reductase
Biological process (GO): brassinosteroid biosynthetic process; sterol biosynthetic process
Cellular component (GO): endoplasmic reticulum membrane
Molecular function (GO): 7-dehydrocholesterol reductase activity
Source: RefSeq, a predicted model, not a curated record
AUGGUGGAAUCGAAGAAGAUCGAAACGGUACAUUCAUCACUCGUCACCUAUGCUUCUAUGAUAUCUCUUCACACACUUGCUCCUCCUUUCGUCAAUCUACUGCAUGUAUGUUUCAGGUUUGGGAUAUUCAACCCAACAAUCGUUUAUGAUCAUUUGGGGGAGAUAUAUUCCACACUCAGCUUUGGGAGCUUUAUCUUUUGUAUUUUCUUAUACAUAAAAGGUCAUUUGGCACCAUCUUCUACUGAUUCUGGUUCAAGUGGGAACAUAAUCAUCGAUUUUUACUGGGGUAUGGAGUUCUAUCCACGCAUUGGAAAAUAUUUUGACAUAAAAGUUUUCACAAACUGCAGAUUUGGAAUGAUGUCGUGGGCUAUUCUGGCACUUACUUACUACAUAAAGCAGUAUGAAGAAAAUGGGAAGGUAGCUGACUCAAUGCUUGUAAAUACUACAUUAAUGCUGGUGUAUGUUACCAAGUUUUUCUGGUGGGAAGCUGGAUACUGGAACACAAUGGAUAUUGCACACGAUCGAGCUGAAUUUUAAAUUUGUUGGGGCUGUUUGGUUUUGGUUCCAUCAGUGUAUACAUCUCCUGGAAUGUACCUUGUCAACCAUCCAGUGAAUCUUGGCACCCAGCUAGUACUCUUUAUUUUAGUGGCUGGCAUUAUGUGCAUAUACAUCAAUUAUGAUUGUGACAGGCAAAGGCAAGAGUUUCGUAGGACAAAUGGAAAGCUUGGUCUGGGGAAAAGCUCCAUCAAAGAUAAAGAUAUAGAAGCCUCAUAUACCACUUCUUCCGGAGAAACAAAAAGAAGCCUUCUUUUAACCUCUGGAUGGUGGAGAUUAGCUCGUCAUUUUCAUUAUGUACCUGAAAUACUAGCUGCAUUCUUCUGGACAGUCCCAGCUCUUUUCAAUCACUUCUUGCCUUACUUAUACGUGAUAUUUCUUAUUAUCCUUCUUUUUGAUCGAGCAAAAAGGGAUGAUGAUCGAUGCAGAUCCAAGUAUGGAAAGUACUGGAAACUCUAUUGCGACAGGGUACCUUACAGAAUCAUUCCAUGAAUAUAUUGA